Molecule: messenger RNA, 736 nt
Organism: Oryzias latipes (Japanese medaka)
Lineage: Eukaryota; Metazoa; Chordata; Actinopteri; Beloniformes; Adrianichthyidae
Gene: hint3
Product: histidine triad nucleotide binding protein 3
Molecular function (GO): catalytic activity
Source: RefSeq, a predicted model, not a curated record
ACUCGAUGAUUUCCGGUAUCGACUCUUGUGGUCUGGAUUUGUCCAGCUGCAGCAAUGGCCGGAGUGGAGGCAGGAGUCACCGAAAAUGCUUCGAAAGACAACAGCGAGUCGGUCGUGGGAUACGAAAAGAAGUGUAUCUUCUGCAGGAUCGUAAACAGAGAAAUGGGGACAGAGCUGCUUUACAGCGAUGAAGAGAUCUCGUGUUUCAGAGACAUUAAACCUGGAGCUCCACAUCAUUACCUGGUUGUACCAACUCAGCACGUGGGAAACUGCAAAUCACUGAGUAAAGAGCACGUGCCUUUAGUGAACCGGCUGGUGGACGUAGGGAAGGAGAUCCUUCAGAAAAACAACGUGAUGGAUCUCUCUGAUGUCAGGUUUGGGUUUCACUGGCCACCAUUCUGCUCGGUGACACACCUGCACCUUCACGUCCUGGCACCGGCCAGUCAAAUGGGCUUCAUGUCUCGGCUCAUCUUCAGACUAAACUCCUACUGGUUCAUCACCGCGGACCAGCUGAUUGAAAUCCUCUCAUCAAAAGGAGACACUAGAUGAUGGCUUGGAUCACAUUACUCCUCCUCCAUUUGUGAUUUUCUUAUAAUAAUCUGUUUUAUUUUUUUUUAUUAGCUAAUGAAAAUACUGGCACUUUGAAAGAUUUAAAUUGAAUAAAUGUCUUUAAACUGUUUGUUGUAUGUUUUCAAACCAAUAGGAUUAAAAUGAAUUAUUAAUAUUUAACAAAAAA